UAAUGUUCACUUACCAAAAUCAUGAGACCGACCACGGGACCACAAUGAGGUUUGAAUUCCGAGACGACCAUGGCUCGGACCCGCAUGCGGAUCAUGUGUCUGCAGCAGCCAUGUGGACCAUUCUUCUCCCGUUGUUGAUGGACUUUGAGGAGCUUCUACAUUCUUACACUGGUGUUCUAGUGGAACGGUUGAUGGAGUGUCCGAACUGUAAACUCUUGUCAUUCACCGGUGAGUGGUUGACGCCGAAAGAGACUCAAGGGAUGGCCACGCGCCCGUGCGUAGAGUGUAAUGAUGAAAUAGACACAGCGUUCCUCGUGCAGCCACGUGAAAAGAAACGAGAUGACGUUCGGCUUAAUCUUGCGCGCAUGCGCCAAAAACGCCGGGACGCUUUGAAAGGGUCUGCUGGUUCCAAAAUCAAGCAAGUUCAAGCGCCUGUAAGACAUGGACGCCGAGCUGCCAUUAUGCCAACGGAAAGCACAUUAAUGUCACGCCCUAGCAUUUCUACCGCAGGUGAAAGUGACAGUCACAGUGACACAGCAGACGACAAUAAAACUCGACCAACUGGACUUUUACCGGGAUUAAAUGAAGAUGAAAUGAGCACAUUCAUGACUAAAUUAGGCAACGAGGCUGAUGAUGGGUCAGAUCACAGUGUAAGCGAAGAUAAUGGCGACAUAUAUUCUGGUCAAAGUUCCGGCUUGCUUCCUGGGUUGAAUCCCGGAGAAAUGGCGUCAUUAAUGAGUAAAAUAGGAAAUGAAACGGACAAAGAAAGCAUUGCAGAGAGUGAAACUGACGAAAAUGAAACUCCUGCUUCCGGUUUAUUGCCAGGUCUUAACCUUGAACAAAUGCAAUCAUUCAUGAGCCAACACGCACCAGAAGGUGAGGCAACUAGUAACAACGACAGCGAUGCAGACGACAACAAUGUUGCUCCGGAAAUGGGUCUUUUACCUGGCCUUAAUCCUGAACAAAUGGCGUCUUUGUUGAAGAAAGUUGGGACGUCUAGCAUAGACGACGCUGACAGUGUGCAAGAAUAAACACACUUAUUAUAAAUAAUGUUUUUGUUUUCGAAAACCAUUAUGCGCGCUCAGGCGAUAUGAUUUAUCCUUAGCUGGGACAUUUUAUGAAAUAGGUUAAAUGGUUUACUCUAUAAACAAUCAUUAUUCUAACAUUCUAGAUUUAAAGCAGCACGCCUCCAGAUUCUUUCUAAUUUUCAUGAAAAUUUUGAAAAUGUAUCUGAAUGUUUAAUAUUGUGUGUAACCAAAAUGAAGCAAUUUACCCAUUAUCAAUGCCACUUACAACCCACGUAAAUUACAAAAAAUGUGGUCAAAAUAUGCACAAAAUCCCUUACUGCGUUAGUAACGCAGUAGAAAAAUAAUUGUAAAUACUGAAAAAUAAGUCAUUAAUCGCACAGAACAUGUGAAAUAUUACUUGAAUCUUGAAUCAUUUUACUUUCCUAAAAAUUUAGUAAAUGUUUCUUAAGUUUGAUUUUAUUGAAAAAUUUUGACCCAUCUGGAGGCAUGUAGCUUUUUUAAGUGUUCUCCUCACAUAAUAAAUGGUAUUUCUUUUAAAUAUUAUUUCUAAAAAAUCAAUUAUGUGCGAAAUUUUAAGGAUUUUCAGGGCGUUUUCAUUUUUGGCAAUUGUAACAUGUAGCUUAAUUUUUAGAAUAAGGACAUUUGCUGCAAAAAAAGCCAAAGUAAGGAGAAUUUUUUUACAGUUACUUAAACAGACCAAAGAUAUAGGUCAAAGAUUCACAAGUUUCCUAAAUGCUCCCAAGGGGUUCAGAAUGAGGACAGCAAAAAGAUCUAAAUAUUUUAGUCUUGUAUUAUCGUCGCAAUUUCAAAUGUCUUGCAAACAGUUAUCCAAAAUUUCUGUCUACAUCAGAUUCAAACAAAACGUAGAUGGUCAUGUUUAAAGAAAAAAGCUGAAUGAUUUACAUUACAAUGACUGACAUUUGUCCAUAUCUACGCAAAUCCCGUCGUCAUCUUCGCCAUCAUCAUCAUCAUCGACGUAUAGUCUUGAAGUUCAAUAUCACCUUAAUGCUUUAUUUUGGUUUCUAUAUAUACGAGUAUCUUGCAUCAUUUAUAGCAAAAAGUAGAUUACAGUUGACACAUUUUCCAUGCUUUAAUCAGACUAAUUUGGAGCUACAUGUAUAUUGUCCAAGAACAGGUCCUGUCAGAUUAUUUUUAAUUUUAGAUUAUGUAUACAUGUAUAUGCUAAUAUAUAUGCUGAAUUGGGUGUAAAAUUUUGUUUCAGAAAGUAGAUUGUUUUAACUCUACGAAUUGAUCACCUUAAUUAAUGGAAAAAACUGUAUAUGUAUUUAUAGUUCAGAUCUUUCCUAUAUAAUAUUAUGAAAUAAAAAUGUCCAUAAGUAAAUCUGUUAUAUGAACAUGUUAUAGUAAAUUAUAUAUAUAUAUAUAUUUAUUUAUUGUUGGAAUUGUUAUCAUUAAUGACAAAGUAUUAUUCUUGAAGUCUUGUGUUUUUGGUUAUUUUAAUCAUUACAAUCAAUGAAGGGUUGUCACAGAAUAGACUUUAUUAAAAAAAAUUUCUUUAA
Molecule: messenger RNA, 2548 nt
Organism: Ruditapes philippinarum (Manila clam)
Lineage: Eukaryota; Metazoa; Mollusca; Bivalvia; Venerida; Veneridae
Exons: 3
Coding region: 3-1031 (342 amino acids)
Source: RefSeq, a predicted model, not a curated record